Rosa chinensis is the source of this 675-nucleotide messenger RNA. RefSeq names its product ankyrin repeat-containing protein At5g02620. Lineage: Eukaryota; Viridiplantae; Streptophyta; Magnoliopsida; Rosales; Rosaceae. Gene Ontology annotation, cellular component: plasma membrane. The transcript has 4 exons. The coding region runs from base 1 to 675 and encodes 224 amino acids. The record is from RefSeq and is a predicted model, not a curated record. Gene Ontology annotation, molecular function: protein phosphatase regulator activity; protein phosphatase 1 binding.
AUGGACCAGGUGGCCGGAUGGGACUGGAUCGAGACCGGUGCCGAAAGAGAUCGGUGCCUGGAGCGACCAGUGGAGGUAUAUAAAGAAGAUUACAGGAAUAUAACAGGCCUUGUGAAGAUUAUGGUAUUAAAAAGGCCAGACAUUGUAAAAACGACUGAUGCAAUUGGAUGGACUCCGUUGCACUACGCAGCAUUGAGAGGGUACCUUAACGUAACUAGAGUAUUGCUGAAUUGCGAUAGUUCUACACUUUAUAUUUUGGAUAAAACUGGAAUGUCGGCUCUCCAUGUCGCGGCUUGUGCAGGUCACACUAAAGUAUUGAAAGAGUUCAUUCGACGUCGGCCUGAUGCUUGUGAUUUGCUCAAUGAUAAAGGCCAAAACAUUCUUCACUAUGCAAUUUUAGGUGAAUGUAUAUUUGUCGUCAAGUACAUAUUGAAGACCGCUAAACUUGCCAGGCUCAUAAAUGAAGCAGAUAAUGAUGGAAACACUCCUCUGCAUCUAGCUGCCAUUUACAGAAUAGAGGACUCUAUUAUCGGAAGUUUCGCAUCCGAUCCUAGAGUUGAUAGGACUGCUAUUAAUAACGAGUUCUUACAUGCCGUCGACAUCUAUGUUCGCCGCAAUUUUAAACUGAUCCUUGUUAGCCAAAUAGCUGCCCUAAAGUAUAAGAGGCACAAGUAA